This is a messenger RNA of Cynoglossus semilaevis (tongue sole), 2837 nucleotides long. RefSeq names its product double-strand-break repair protein rad21 homolog. Gene Ontology annotation, molecular function: chromatin binding; protein binding. The record is from RefSeq and is a predicted model, not a curated record. NCBI's taxonomy places the organism in Eukaryota, Metazoa, Chordata, Actinopteri, Pleuronectiformes, Cynoglossidae. The transcript has 14 exons. Gene Ontology annotation, biological process: replication-born double-strand break repair via sister chromatid exchange; sister chromatid cohesion. Gene Ontology annotation, cellular component: cohesin complex. The coding region runs from base 207 to 2126 and encodes 639 amino acids.
UUGACUGUAAACAUCCUGUCGAUUUUAAAAGGACUGCGCUGAGCGGGAGGAAGGCGAGUGGCGCCAUCUUGGCUUUUUUAAUGAGUACAACAGGGAAGAGAACAUUGGCAGGAAUAACGUAAUCAUUGGAAUUUUCGUCUCAAAGUUGGAACGCGGGCAACCCUAAGAAAGAAGAAGUGCGAGUGUGAGCCAGGGGAACCAGGGCAAUGUUCUACGCCCACUUUGUCCUCAGUAAACGUGGGCCGCUGGCCAAGAUCUGGCUAGCGGCCCACUGGGACAAGAAGCUGACCAAAGCUCAUGUCUUUGAAUGCAACUUGGAGAGCAGUGUGGAAAGCAUCAUCUCACCCAAGGUAAAGAUGGCGCUGCGUACAUCUGGUCACCUGCUUCUUGGAGUGGUCAGAAUCUACCACAGGAAGGCCAAGUACCUGCUUGCAGACUGUAAUGAGGCCUUCAUCAAGAUCAAAAUGGCCUUUAGGCCAGGUGUAGUGGAUCUCCCUGAGGAAAACAGAGAAGCAGCUUACAAUGCCAUUACUUUACCGGAGGAGUUCCAUGACUUUGAUCAGCCACUCCCUGAUCUGGAUGACAUAGAUGUUGCUCAGCAGUUCACCCUCAACCAGAGCAGAGUAGAAGAGAUCACUAUGAGGGAGGAUGUUGGUAACCUUAGUCUCCUGCAGGACAAUGACUUUGCUGACUUUGGCAUGGACGACAGGGAAAUGAUGCGUGAUGCCAGCACGUUUGAGGACGAUAUCAUGCGAGGUGCCACAGCUUCUAACCUGUUGUUGGAAGCUGAGCCUGGUCCAGCCAAUUUGCCAGACAAGUCCAACCACAUGGAAUAUGACGACUUUGGAGAUGGCUCCAUUGACAACAAUGACGGGGGCAUGUUGGUUGAUAAGCUGCUUAGUUCUGAAGACGGGGGUGGUAUUUUUGACGAUCCUCCGGCUAUCACAGAAAGUGUCAUGAUGCCUCCAGAUCAUGGAGACGAUGAAGAUGACUUUGACAACCUUCAAUCUCCUGGUCCAGACAGUCCAGACUCUGGCCCAGCAGAGCCUCUGCCAGCAAUGGCUGAUCAGACAGAACAGACUACUCUGGUUCACAAUGAGGAAGAGGCCUUUGCCCUGGAGCCCAUCGACAUCACUGUAAAAGAGACCAAGGCAAAGCGCAAGAGGAAGCUGAUUGUAGACAGUGUGAAGGAGCUGGACAGUAAGACCAUCAGGGCUCAGCUGUCGGACUACUCGGACAUUGUCACCACCCUGGAUCUUGCACCUCCCACUAAGAAGCUAAUGAUGUGGAAAGAGACCGGAGGAGUGGAAAAGCUCUUUUCUCUCCCUGCCCAACCCCUGUGGAACGCCAGACUCCUCAAGAUGUUCACGCGCUGCCUGACGCCUCUGGUGCCAGACGAGCUGAGAAAGAGGAGAAAGGGAGGAGAAGCAGACAGUCUGGAUGAGUUCCUGAAAGAGCUGGAGAACCCAGAGGUACCUCGAGAGGAGGUCAUGACUCAGCACAGAGAUGUUAUUGACCAAACUAUCAUGGAAGAGCCCAGUAUGCUGGCAGCCUCAGCUAUGGAGGGCAGCAGAACGACCCUAGAUGAGACUGUCAUGCCCCCUCCCUCUACCCCCCGCGGUGUGAAACGCAAGACCAUUGACAAAGAGGCUCCACUACCUAUGGCUACAUUGGAGCAGCAGCCACAGACACAGAUGGCUGAUCGCUCCAUCUUGUCUCAGAGGUUAGACAUGCCUCAGGUGGAUCUUCCUCCAGAGGAGAGCAGCGUCAACCUCACACAGCUGGUACCUGAGCUGGACUUGAUCGGUGAGAAGAGCAAAGACAAGAAGGACGAGAGCGAUGAAGAAGAGGAUGAGGAUGGUCAGGCUGGAGACCAGGAUCAGGAGGAGAAGAGAUGGAACAAGAGGACCCAGCAGAUGCUCCACGGUCUUCAGCGUGUCAUGGCAAAGACUGGUGCAGACUCCGUCGGCCUGCUUGAUUUGUGUCGGAACAACAACAGGAAGCAGGCAGCAGCCAAGUUUUACAGUUUCUUGGUCCUUAAGAAGCAGCAAGCCAUCGAGGUCACCCAGUCGCAGCCUUACAGUGACAUCAUCGCCACCGCUGGGCCAAGAUUCCACCUUAUAUAGAUGUUGAAAGAACACUCUGCUUACAUACAGAUACUUUUUUAAAAUUUACUUAAGUUUUUUGCCUUUUAUUUGUGUUUAUCUCUUAGCUCAUUUUGUUUCUGGGAAGAGGGCAAGACUAGGGAAGGCGUCUGAAAUUUUUCAAAAAGAAAAAAAACAUUACUGUACUAGAGAUGUAAUCAUGCAGUGUUCAUUCCAGUCAAACAGAAUGAAGAGUGGUAAACAAUUAUAUUUAUAAAGAAUUGUCAGAUUUGCAACCAUGUUUUAGUUUUAUCCCCAUCAUCCACUCAUUCUUAAGUGUAAUACUAUUGCCCAGCACAGACUUGAAAUAUUUCAGAUUUUAAAGACUCCUUUAUGUUCACUGAAUUCCCUUUUUAACAUGUUCUGGAAAGGUACUGUUUAUUAGUUAUAAGUGUAACCUCAUCCACCCUUCCCUUGUUGCACUUGUUCUUAUGUAAACUAAAAGGCUCAUCUGUCACAUCACAGUCAGUGAACUCACCCUGCAUCAAAUAUCACGUUUGAGAUGUGUAAUUAAGGUAGUUCAACUUGAAAAAGUUCUCUUUUUGUACCUUUUUAUGCGUAUUCACCUUUAUGCAUUAUGUAAUUAGGUAAUGUAUUUGUUACAGCUUUGUUCAAUACCCCAACUUUUUAGUCUUCUGGUAACUUCUUGUUGUAAUCUGUAAAGAUUUCAAAUAAACAGUUUUAAGUACUUGG